AUAUUGAAUGCUUGGUUGGAAUAAAAUUACUUAAUUAAGAAGUAAAGCUGGUGGAGCAGUAUCAAAAGUAAAAGAUUUUGCAAAAGAUUUAAUAACAGUUGAUGCUGAAGAGAAUGAAAAUUAAACAAAUAGUGCUAAUUAAGAUUUUCAAUAAGCAUUUGCUUAAUUAUAAAAAGGAUAUGGUUUAGCUUAAAGUCCUUAAGAUAAAUCUAAAAAAGUUAAUGAAUCAACAAAAAGUCCUAAUGAACCAACAUCUCCAAUUCAAAUUGAAAAAAAGAUUGAAAUGUAAGAAAUUAAAAAAAAUGAAUUUGAUAAUUCUCUCUUUAUUGAAAUAAAAGAAACUAUUUAAAGAACAUUUUCAUCUAUAUAAUAAACAAUAAAUGUUUAAUGGGGAGAAAAAUAAAAUAUCAAAGAAGAAAUUAAGGGGAAUUCUUUGAUAGAAGAAAAAGAUUAACAAUAAGAAUAAUAAGAAAUAAUUAAAGAAGAUUUUAAUAGUAAAAAUUAAGUAAAUUAAGAAUCUUUUAAAGAUAAAAUAAAUGAAAUUGUCAAUAAUUCAUCUAAACAGUUGGAUGUAUUGAUUUUGUAAAUUCAAAAUAAUUAUUAAGAAUCAUUAAAUAAAUUAAAUGAUUAAUUGGCAAUCGAAUAAUAAUCAAUAGGAGAUAUUGGAUCAUUGAUAAAUUAAUUUUUUAUAGCAAUAUCUCGUUAGAGUACAUUUUAUGAUAGAUUUCUUUAACUUAGAUAAUAAAAGGGAUAAUCUAAAGAGAUUGUAGCUUUAAUAGAGAAAUCACUUCUUAAUACAAGCAGUGAAAUAUUGCAAUAAAAACAAGAUUAAUAGUAGAGUAAAAAAGAAUAGUAAUUAAUAAAUGAAAAUGCAAAUUUACAAAAAAAAAUUGUAGAUUUAUAAGAAAAAUUAAAUAGCUCAAAUAAUUAAAUAAAAGAUUUAUAAAAUAGAAUAAAAGAACUUGAAAAAUAUCAAUAAGAAUGGGAUAAGAUUAAAAGAGAUUAUGCUGAAGAGAUAAAAUAAAAUUUCAACGAAUCUGAGAAUCUUAAGGCUAAGCUAAAAUAAAAAGAAUAGGAGGUAUAAUAAUUAUAUAAUACUUUCAGUUGUAAUAAAGUAAUUAAGAUUUACAAAAAUAGCAGGAUCUUCGAACACUUUUAGAGUAGAAAUAGGAAGAAAUUGAUCGAUUAGAAAAACUAUUAGAGGAAUGGUAACUUGAAAACUAAUCAUUAUAGAGUGGAAUUUAGGCAGCAUAACUUUAAUUAGAAGCAGAAAAGGUAUUGUUGAAUUAUAGUUUGUUAGGAUCAGAAGGAAAAAAUGAUAAAAAAGUUUUAGGAAGAAUUUAAGAAAUUACGAUCUGAAAUUAGUAAAGAAGAUAUAAGUUAAUUGAAAUUUUUAAAGGAAAAUAAUGAAAAACUGAAAUUAAAUAAUUCUUAAUUAAAAUUAUAAGUAGAAGAAUUAACUAUAAAACAUGAAUCUAUUUUAAGAUCUCAUGAGGAUCUUAAAUCAGAGGCAUAAGCUCUUCAUAAUAAAAUUAGGUAAGAUUAAAAUUAUGCUAAUAAUAUGGUUGAUAAAAGAGUUAUUACAAAUGUUCUAAUUUAAUAUUUUGAUUUUAAUUCUGAUUUCAAAGUGAAAGUGUAAAUAUUAGAAACUUUAGCAAGUUUAUUAGAUUUGACUAAAGAUGAAAAAGAAAAAAUAAGUAAAUUUUAAUAAAAUGUAGAUCCAUAUCGAAAUAGAUAGAAUUAAUCAUAAGUACAACAGUAGCCUUCUAGUUUUAGAGAUAAAUUUAUUGGGUUUUUAAAACAUGGUGAAUGA
Molecule: messenger RNA, 1813 nt
Organism: Paramecium sonneborni
Lineage: Eukaryota; Ciliophora; Oligohymenophorea; Peniculida; Parameciidae
Source: the annotation of a GenBank genome assembly